Messenger RNA from Chelmon rostratus (copperband butterflyfish), 5726 nucleotides. RefSeq names its product endoplasmic reticulum oxidoreductase 1 beta (gene ero1b). Gene Ontology annotation, biological process: protein folding in endoplasmic reticulum. Gene Ontology annotation, molecular function: FAD binding; protein-disulfide reductase activity; thiol oxidase activity. The coding region runs from base 301 to 1767 and encodes 488 amino acids. The record is from RefSeq and is a predicted model, not a curated record. Gene Ontology annotation, cellular component: endoplasmic reticulum; endoplasmic reticulum membrane. The transcript has 16 exons. Lineage: Eukaryota; Metazoa; Chordata; Actinopteri; Chaetodontiformes; Chaetodontidae.
GGGAGGCUGGUGGACAAAACUUCCAGAUUCAUAUCCCGUCGUUAAACAAUGACCCCGGUUCUGUUGGGGAAUUAGAGGUCUAAAUGUCCGUGUGAGGGUUUUCAGACAUCGGGCUGCUCAGUACACCGACCCGCUGUGAUUUUUACUGUCUCUGUUAGCUUGCGGAUGCUAACAUCAGCUAGCCUGAAGCUACCGUUGCUACCAACUCGCCACUCAGGAGGACGAGCUGAGCUGACAGAAGUCGUACUGUUUCUCAUUGGUUUUCAUUUUCCCACCGGGGCACCGUCAGCACUGUGAGCGAUGUGGAAAGUAACUUUACAAGCGUUUGGUGUUCUGCUGCUUGCCUGGUUCCUCGGGAACUUUGUUCUGGGUUGGUUUCAACAAAACAACGUACGACCCCAAACGCAGCACAGCGAGCAUCCGAGCAGAGCUGUAGACAGCCAAGACCAGAGCUGCUUCUGCCAUCUCACAGGAGUCCUGGACGACUGCUUCUGUGACGUCGAAAGCAUCGACGUCUUCAACAACUUCAAGAUUUACCCUCGAAUCAAGAGGCUGACAGAGAAAGACUACUUCAGAUACUACAGAGUGAAUUUGAAGCGGCCGUGUCCCUUCUGGCCUGACGAUGGACAUUGUGCCAUCAAAGACUGCCAUGUGGAGCCCUGCCCAGAGAGUAAGAUCCCGGUGGGCAUUAAGUCUGGGAACUACAACAAGUACUCCCAGGCAGUGAAUACGAUCUCAGACAUGACAGAGUGUGAACAGGCCAAAGAACUGGGCGCCAUCAACAGCACCUUGAGUAACCAGAGUAAAGAGGCAUUCGCUGACUGGGCGAGACACGACGAUGCUCAGGAUCACUUCUGUGAGCUGGAUGAUGAAACCUCUCCAGAUGCAGAGUAUGUGGAUCUACUGCUGAAUCCAGAGCGAUUCACUGGAUACAAGGGUCCUUCAGCCUGGAGAGUCUGGAACAGCAUCUACGAGGAAAACUGCUUCAAGCCCAGAUCAGUGUACCGACCUCUGAACCCUCUGGCUCCGAGCAGAGGAGAUGACGAUGGAGAGGGUUUCUACAAAUGGCUCGAAGGUUUGUGUUUAGAGAAGAGAGUUUUCUACCGACUCAUCUCAGGCCUGCACAGCAGCAUCAACAUCCACCUGUGUGCCGAGUACCUGCUGGAUGAGGGUUGGGGGAAGUCCGUCUGGGGUCCAAAUGUUCAGGAGUUUCGGCAGCGCUUUGACACGGCGGAGACGAAGGGCGAGGGCACGCGGCGGCUGAAGAACCUGUACUUCCUCUACCUGAUCGAGCUGCGGGCGCUCUACAAGGUGGCUCCAUACUUCGAACGAGCGUUUGUCAACCUGUACACAGGAAACGCUCAGGAGGACGGAGCCACCAAGGACCUGCUGCUGCAGGUCUUCAAUGAGAUCAAAGCUUUCCCGAUGCACUUUGAUGAGAAGUCCAUGUUCGCAGGACACAAAAUAGAAGCCAAAACAUUAAAGGAGGAAUUCCGCCUCCACUUUAAAAACAUCUCCAGGAUCAUGGACUGCGUCGGCUGCAGUAAAUGUCGACUGUGGGGGAAACUGCAGACUCAGGGUCUGGGCACAGCUCUGAAGAUCCUCUUCUCUGAGAAGGAGAUCCAGAACCUUCCUGAACACAGCCCCUCCAAAGGUUUCCAACUGACCCGACAGGAGAUCGUGGCCUUACUGAACGGCUUCGGCAGGUUGUCCACCAGUAUACAUCAGCUCCACAACUUCCGCCUGCUGUUGGAGGAGAACAGGUAACAGAAGGUGAUGUCUCACCUGGCCAGUAGGUGGGGCCAGCCCACAGAGAACUGAAGUAGUCUAAUCCUCGCCCAGACGGACUUUUUCAUGGACAUCAGGAUCAGCAGUGAACGCUCUCUUUUCCCCCAAUAAUGUCUCUUCUUUCCCUUCUGUACCUCCUCCUCCUCCUCCUCCUCCGUCUGGUAGAUCAUGAAUGUUAACUCUGCUGCCUCCUCUUGCCUUCGUCAGGAAAGUCUCGAGGUUCUGAAACCUUUUUUCUCUGCAGUUAAACUUGUCGCCAGUGACGAACUUUGACUUUUUUUUAAGUUUACCUGUAUAAUCACAGGUUGGUUGUGACGUUCAACAACCUGAAGGAAAAAAUCAUAAGUUUGGAAGGAAGCGAUGUCACGGACCAAACGGUGACCAGAUGCGACCGAUGGACGCAGAUCAAACUGUGUUCAACAGGAAGUGACUGAGUUUGAGUUAAAGCAGGGGAAACGCUUAAAUCACGACAACAUUUCUCUCUUUCGCUGCCCCGCCCUCUGCUGACAUCACAUCCUGUUGGAUCUUAGGCUGGUGAACCUGAGUCAGACCUUCACGCUCUUUGAAAGGAUGAAGAAAUAAUUUGUCCUGAGGAUGGACUCAGUCGGGACGGACCCUGUUUGCCCAGAAAGACAGGACGCUGCUGCCUGUUUCAUUUGGUUCUCUCACCCUCUCCCGUUGUUUUUAGAGAAGUUUGUUUCUUGAAGCUUGAGGAUCUGGACCAAUCUGCUCGUGUUUACCAUCUCAGGCCUAAUUUAUGUCAGCUCGCUAGAAGGUGUGUGUGUGUACGUUUGUGCGUGCUUGCGUGCGUGUUUGUGUGUGUGCGCACAGGCGUGAGAGAAAUUGCCACAAGCCACGUGUUGCUGAAUUUUAGCCGGCCCUUUCUCGUCCACCUGUGUCACUUUGAAGGUGACACUGUGCAGGCGUUUCAUGUGUCAGAUGUCUACUGAGGGUUUCCUCGUGUGGGUUUCAGUGACGGCAUGAGGCGGAGCUCUUUGUUAAAAAAAAUUCUGUCCAGUCCAGCUGUUCAAUAUCCAACCUUAAACUAACUUGGACUCAACGCAGACUCAGCUGGGUAAAACGUGUGAUUAUCAAACUAACUUCAGCUUGCUGUCUGACUUUUUCCUCAUAUGUCUUGUCCAGUUUUCUAUUUUUUCAACAUUGCGACGUGCUGCUCAGCUUUUUAGUGCAAAGUGAAGUGUGAUUGGUCCAUCAGUGUCACCUGCUGAGUUAACUCAGACAGACCCUGACUCAUCUCAUGAAUGUAGUUACUAAAUAACAGUUUAAACAGCUCCUCACUCAGUAAUGAUGUGACCUGUAGUAAUAAUCUUAAUAUUACAUUUCUUAAAAAUGUAAUAAUUUCUUCUGAUGUGAGCGGAGGCGCAUCACAUCAGUUAACAGCAGAAUCUGCAUCCACCGAAAUCCCCUCAAAGUCCUGAUUCCACUGCUGUUCUUUACAAAACAAACGUGUUAUUUAUGUUGUAAGUUUUACAGUUGAACUGAAACUCUUCAGCUCACUGGACUGAAUCCAUAUCGUGUCAUGCACGGUUCUUCAGAAUGACUUGAGGCGAGAAGUGGUAUCUGAGCCUGCAGCCGCAGAAAGUUUCUCUUCUGAACGUGGAUUUCUACACGUAGCUAAAAAUGGCUCGUCAGUUGCAGCUUUAUCGGCCUCUGUGUGAGUGCAACGACCACUAAAAUGUGAUGUCAACUUUCUGCACAAAUGGUUCCAAAAGCAACACUUUAAAACAACAUUGAGAAUGAGCUGUGUCAGCUCAUCUGUGAACGUUUCUGAAAUAGAUCUAACCAAUUUCACACACAAGAAUCUCAAAGCUGCCUCAGAGAUUCCUCUCAUACACAUGACUAAACUGUCUGUCUGUCUGUCUGACUGACUGACUGUCUGUCUGUCUGUCUGUCUGUCUAAUUAAUUCUUAAUUUUUUGCAAAGGAACUGAAAACAGUGUAGCAAGUUGGAACACUUUGGUUGUGUGUGUGUGUGUGUGUGUCUGUCUGUCUGUCUGUCUGUCUGUCUUUGUGUUUGGAUAAUCAACAGUUGCAGCUAUAAGAUGAUGGACUAUGACUUGAUUCCAUAGUUAAAUAACCACAAACUUGAUACAGUAGCAGAUUUUUGCUCUUUUGCGAUAACUGACUAAUAAUUCUGCUUGUGUGUUUGGACUAAUGGGUCGUCUGUCCGUCUGUCUGUCUGUCUGUCUGUCUAGUUGCUGCUGUGUAUUUUGUAGAAGUGCCGACUAGUUUUCUCCAGCACUCUUUUUGCUUCAACCGUGUUGUCUUAAAGCACAACUUUAAUCAAGACAGAUUUAUCAGAUUUAUUUUAAAAGGAAAGUCAUUAGGUUAUUUUGAGAUGAUGUUUUGCUUCGGUUUUUUGUUUUGCGCUGUAAAUUUCCUCAUCAGAGAAAACGGAGGUGUGAUGGCACAGAGAUGAGAGGAUAGUGGACUGUACUAGCAGAUCAGCAGGAGGGUGGAGGUUUUACUCCAUCUGUCCUGCUCUCAUGUCCAUUGCUGACUGCUCUGAAGGGAAAAUGUGAAGCAGCUCCUGUGGGAUCUUUAUCGGCCUCUGUGUGUCUAACGAGACAUUUAAUCUUGAGAGAUUAAUAUUCUGAUGUCACCUGUAGGUUUCUGAAGCGCAGGUAGAGCAUCAACCACAGCUGGAUGCGUUAGGCUGAGACAAUUGUCACUCAAACAAAAACAAAAAACGUGGUUAUUUCAGCCAUCAGUCGUUUUAAGGAACAAUAAUUCUUUAGAUGAUAACCUGGAAAGAUAUGAAGUUUACUAUUUACAUCUUCAAAAUUUGAGUUUCUAUUUCAAGACACAAGUUGAUGCUUUGUGGCCUGAGUUCAGUAGUUCAGGUGGCUGUGAGAGGAACUGCAGGUUAGGAUAUUUUCUUUGCUCUCACUCUUCAGCUGUCACUGUUGCAGCUUUGGCACAUGUUAAUAAAGUUGUAUACAGAGACGCUGAUGGCCUCAGCAGGUAACCGGACUGGUUUAUGAGGCGUUUUUGCAGAUUUAGUCAGAUUGUGACAGUUAGUCCAGCUGGAAGUUUGUUUUGCUUGUGGACCAAAGAAGUUUAAGUUGCCUACAUUUGUUUUCUAUAUUUUUGUUUGUUUGUGAUGCCCGGGAAGCGUUUUUCUUUUACUCAGCAGUAGUUUGGAGACAUGAUGUUACGAUAAGUAAUGUUUAAGCUUUUUUCAUGGUCAUACAGUAUGCAGUAUGAGGGUUAAGCUGGUAUAUCACCUCUUUAUUUUUAGGUGAUUAAAAUGUGACAUGGCAUAAAAAUAUGAUUUAAAUAGAAAAAUGUAAAGUUUCAAUAUAAGGGGUAAUAUUAAAAGUCAAAUUUCAGCUUCUGCCUGGUCCUGUCUUAUGCUUUAAUACCAAUUAAUUCUUCUUCCUAAGUUUUGUCUCCGAGGCCCUUCUUCUCUUUACAGAUCUACAAAUAUUCUGAAGGUAUUGAUUAGUAGAGCUUGUUAUGGGCUAGUACACUGCCUGGGGAAAAAAAGAUCCUGCACAUAUUUAGGGCUCAGAAGCUCCUGCAGAGUCGCUGUUGUUCAGGUGUUCUUGUAUUUAUCAGAGCUACAGUAAAGUCUUCUUUGAAAUGUUUCAAAUCUCCAAAUUUAGAUUCCAGCAAGACCAACUUUUAUCAGGCGAUAAAUUUAGUUUCUGACUCAGUCCUUCCUGAAGCCCCUUCACAGUAAAAGCCUUCCAGAAGUGCUGCUGUUCUUUAUGCCUUUGCUUUGUCUGGUUGAGCUUUGGUUGCAUUUGAUUGACACUGAUCAGUUAUUACCCUGAUUUACUGCCAGGACAGUUAUGUUGAAGAAUUCCCAUUUUGCAGCCAAAGUGACAUCUUCAGUUAAAAAAGAAAAAAGAAAAAAAAAAGAGAAAAGAAACCAAAUAUUUCUGUCUGUAAUUGAUAAAUUGCCAGGAUAUA